UGUAAUAGCUGAAGAGACCAACAUCUUAUCGCCCAAUUCUUGUAUUUGAAAAAGAAAAAAAAACAAUUGUAAAACAAGCAUUUGCACUCACCUUCUAUAUCGCCUCCCCCAUUAGCAGGUGCCCGCACUUCUGUUUCUCAUUCAAUUCAUUGAUUUCUCAUAUAUUCAGCUGCCUUGGUAUUUUUUCCCAACUCAAGCAUAUACAGAAAAGGUCACUGCUUUCAGCAAACAAGGUCCGAUGUAUGCAAGGAAAAUAAAGUAUAAAAACCAAUGGAAUUAUGUGAUUCAACGCAGCAAAUAUAUUUGUAGCUCUAGCCGUCAAGAUUAUUCUACCGGACAAUAUCGGAGCACUGCAGCAAGAGCCUGUAGAUUGGUCGAGGGACAUGUAUUAAAUUCUUCUUUAUUAUCACGGAUUUCAUCCAAGAGAUGGUGUAGAAGAUCCAGUUUGAGGCCAGAUGUUGGAUGGGAAAAAUCAUCUCUAAGAUUUUAUAGUUCCGACGGUGAUGGAAGGAAUGCAAGUGAGGAUAAGCUUGUUCCUAACAAAGAUGUCGUGGGUUGUGGAAAGGAAAAAAUACCCAAGGAAAAUACAGAGAAUAGUUCCAGGCAUUCUGAUGCACAUGCCCGCCUUGGGGAGAAUGAUCAAAUGGAGUGGCUUAAAAAUGAAAAAAUUUCUAUGGAUAAUAGAAGGAAGGAGUCUCCUUUUCUAACUCGAAGAGAAAGAUUUAGAAACGAGUUCCUGCGAAGGAUUACUCCAUGGGAAAAGAUAACAGUAUCAUGGGAUGAUUUCCCUUAUUAUAUACAUGAACACACUAAACAGCUUCUCGUGGAAUGCGCGGCCUCUCAUCUGAAACAUAAGUUGACUACAGCCUAUGGAGGCCGUUUGACUUCUGCCAGUGGGAGAAUUAUGCUUCAGAGCAUUCCAGGUACGGAGCUAUACCGGGAAAGAUUGGUCAGAGCACUUGCUCGGGAUUUAAAAGUACCAGUAUUGGUCCUUGAUAGCAGCAUUUUAUCUCCAUAUGAUUUCAACGAAGAUGAAUGUGAGUCAGACGAGGAGAACUCCGCAUCCGAAUCUGAGAUUGAAGAUGAAAAUGAUGCAAGCAACGAGGAGGAUUAUACCAGCAGCGGCGAGGGAAGUGAUGAUGAAGUUGACAUAAAUGUCUCAGCUGAAAAUUUAAGAAAGCUUCUCCCAGACAAUAUCGAAGAGUUUGAGAAGAGUGUUUCUGGAGAAUCUGAAAACUCCGCGACAUCUUCAAACCCAGAAACUUCAGAGACAUCUAAUGUGGCCGGUCAUAAACUAAAGAAAGGGGAUCGAGUGAAGUACAUUGGACCAGCCAUUAAUAUUGAAGCAAACAAUAGGAUUGUAUUGGGGAAGAUACCAACAUUGGAUGGUCCAACAAAUGCUUAUACUAUUAUUCGUGGCAGGACUUUGUCUAGCGGUCAACGAGGAGAGGUUUAUGAAGUGAAUGAAGACCAAGUAGCUGUUGUAUUUGAUAUUAGUUCCCAGAGAACAAAGGAAGUAAAGGAUGCAAAAAGUGCUGAAGCUGUGUCAGAACCUUCAGUGUGUUGGCUUAAUGGUAAUAUUGCUUACUGA
Messenger RNA from Salvia splendens (bonfire salvia), 1591 nucleotides. RefSeq lists its product as uncharacterized. Bases 239 to 1591 code for a protein of 450 amino acids. The transcript has 9 exons. The record is from RefSeq and is a predicted model, not a curated record. Gene Ontology annotation, cellular component: mitochondrial outer membrane. Lineage: Eukaryota; Viridiplantae; Streptophyta; Magnoliopsida; Lamiales; Lamiaceae.